Molecule: messenger RNA, 2008 nt
Organism: Arabidopsis lyrata subsp. lyrata
Lineage: Eukaryota; Viridiplantae; Streptophyta; Magnoliopsida; Brassicales; Brassicaceae
Product: lysine histidine transporter-like 3
Exons: 8
Coding region: 360-1727 (455 amino acids)
Cellular component (GO): plasma membrane
Source: RefSeq, a predicted model, not a curated record
UCUAGUUUACAUCAUUCCCAAGAUUGAUGAACAUUUAUGAACAUUGUAUCCAAUCAACGAACAUUUCAGUGCGAAUAAAAAAAUGGUGAACAACAAACAAAAUUUUAGGUAAUUUAAAAAAAAAAAAAAAAUCAGGAACAGGUCAAUGAAAUUUAUAGUAAGAUGAAAAUCCGUUGACUUUUAAAAUCGUGAUAAGAACCAGCUAAUAAACUUCAAAUAAUAUAAUCUUCCUCAGUGAGGUAAAAGUCAACUUCUAUUCCCUCUCUCUCUGUCUCUCUGUCUCUCGUGCACACAACUUUUGGAACCACCGAGAAAAUUAGAAAGAUUGUCUCGCAAGUCACAAAAUUCCAAAGUUGACAAUGAGAGGAAAUCCAAGUUCACCAAACCAAAUCCUAAACCAAGAUCUUGUGGAGGAUCAAUCAUUUGAGCUGGAAGAUUGGCUUCCAAUCACCGCAUCACGAAAUGCCAAUUGGUACUAUUCGGCUUUCCACAACGUCACUGCCAUAGUUGGUGCUGGAGUUCUUGGUCUUCCUUACGCCAUGUCAGAACUUGGAUGGGGACCUGGAGUUGUGGUGUUGAUCCUGUCAUGGGUCAUAACGUUGUACACAUUCUGGCAAAUGAUUGAGAUGCACGAAAUGUUUAAAGGGAAACGGUUUGAUAGGUACCAUGAGCUGGGCCAAGCAGCCUUUGGCGAAAAGCUUGGUUUGUACAUCAUAGUGCCGCUACAACUUCUUGUUGAAAUCAGUGCUUGCAUAGUCUAUAUGGUGACAGGAGGUGAAUCGUUGAAAAAUAUUCAUCGAAUUUCUGUGGGAGAACACGAGUGCAGAAAGUUGAAAGUCGUACACUUCAUUUUGAUCUUUGCCUCUUCACAACUUGUGCUUUCUCUUCUAGAAAAUUUCAACUCCAUUUCUGGUGUCUCUUUGGUAGCUGCCGUCAUGUCUAUGAGCUAUUCCACAAUUGCUUGGAUAGCUUCACUGACAAAGGGUGUCGUGGAGAAUGUAGAAUACGGAUAUAAAAAGAAAAACAAUACCUCAGUGCAAUUAGGCUUCUUAGGUGCAUUGGGGGAGAUGGCUUUUGCAUAUGCAGGUCACAACGUUGUUUUAGAAAUUCAAGCAACGAUUCCAUCAACGCCAGAAAAUCCAUCAAAACGACCCAUGUGGAAGGGAGCCAUCGUAGCCUACAUUAUUGUAGCUUUCUGUUACUUCCCUGUGGCUCUUGUAGGGUUUUGGAUAUUUGGAAACAACGUUGCAGACAACAUUCUCAAAUCGCUCCGGGAUCCCACCGGACUUAUGAUUGUGGCCAACAUGUUUGUGGUUAUACAUCUCAUGGGAAGCUACCAGGUGUACGCAAUGCCCGUGUUUGAUAUGAUCGAAUCUGUAAUGAUAAAGAAAUGGCACUUCAAUCCAACAAGAGUUCUACGGUAUACCAUCCGCUGGACUUUUGUGGCCGCCACGAUGGGGAUAGCAGUCGCUCUACCAUAUUUCAGUGCUUUGCUGUCAUUUUUUGGAGGAUUCGUAUUUGCCCCGACCACAUACUUUAUCCCUUGCAUCAUAUGGUUGAUAUUGAAAAAACCAAAGAGAUUUGGUCUGUCAUGGUGUAUCAAUUGGAUUUGCAUCAUUCUUGGGGUUCUAGUGAUGAUUAUAGCACCUAUUGGGGGACUCGCCAAACUAAUACAUACUUUAAAGAAUCCCGACUCCAGUUGUAUGCGAAGGAAAAGAUUAGUUUGAUGGAUUGUGUAAUCAUGGCUUGAUGGAUUGUGUAAUCAUGGCUUCACUAUAACAAACUCGAGUGUGAUUCUGUUGCGUAAUGAAACAAAUGUAUGCGAAGGAAAAGAAACAUAAUAAAUAAUUCUGAUUUCUCCCGGUUUGGUUAAUCGGUCCGGUUUUGCCUUUGGUUUUUGAGAUUCACAGGUCGUAAUUGUUAAUGUUCAGUCAUAGAGAAAGCUGUUGCAUUUGAAUCCAACUUUCAUAUUUUACAACAAAUCUCUGAUUCAUGUAUCUCUGUCAGA